GGUGGAGGAGCUCACAGAGUGGUCCUGGCUACCAUUCCAGACCCCACUCCGAACCCUCGGGGAUGCCUCUCCACUCAGGUUCCUUGGCCCGCUGCAUUCCCCCUGUCUCCAGUCCGCAGGGGCUCCUCUGAGUCCCUUCCCCCAUGCCCAAGCCCCCAUGGCAGGCAUGGUGGCAGUGAGCCGGGGGCGGCCACCGCGGGUCAGCAUGCAGGAGCACAUGGCCAUUGAUGUGAGCCCCGGCCCUAUCCGGCCCAUCCACCUCAUUUCCGACUAUUUCCCACAUUUCUACCCCUUUACUAAGCACAGCCUGCCCACCCUAGACCCACACCCUGCAGUGACCCCUGCCAUACACUCUGCACCCCAGCUGCAGCCUGAUCCAGAGCCGGAAGGAGAUUCAGACGACAGCACUGCCCUGGGCACCCUUGAGUUCACGCUUCUUUUUGAUGCGGACAACAGCGCCCUGCACUGCACGGCUCACUGUGCCAAGGGGCUCAAGCCACCGGCCUCAGGCUCUGUGGACACCUAUGUCAAAGCCAAUCUGCUGCCAGGGACCAGCAAGGCCAGCCAGCUUCGGACCCGCACAGUUCGGGGCACAAGGGGCCCUGUCUGGGAGGAGACACUCACCUAUCAUGGCUUUACCUGCCAGGAUGCUGGGCGGAAGACUCUGCGGCUGUGUGUGUGUGAGGACCCACGGCUGCGGCGACGGCGGCGGGCGCCUCCCCUGGGGGAGCUGCGGGUACCCCUGAGGAAGCUGGUGCCCAACCGAGCCAGGAGCUUUGAUGUGUGUCUGGAGAAGCGGAAGCUGACCAAGAGGCCCAAGAGCCUGGACACAGCCCGUGGCAUGUCCCUGUAUGAGGAGGAUGAGGUGGAGGCGGCUGGGGAGGAGCGGGGGCGCAUCCUGCUAUCACUGUGCUACAGCUCUCAGCAGGGCGGCUUGCUGGUAGGUGUGCUGCGUUGCGCCCACCUUGCCCCCAUGGAUGCCAAUGGCUAUUCGGACCCCUUUGUUCGCCUUUUCCUGCAUCCAAAUGUGGGGAAGAGAUCUAAAUACAAGACCAGUGUUCGGAAGAAGACCCUGAACCCUGAGUUCAAUGAGGAAUUCUUCUAUGCAGGCCCAAGGGAGGAGCUGGCCCAGAAGACACUGCUGGUGUCUGUAUGGGACUAUGAUCUGGGUACAGCUGACGACUUCAUUGGUGGGGUCCAGCUGAGUAGCCAGGCCGGUGGGGAAUGUCAGCAGCACUGGUGUGAAUGCCUGGGCCGCAGUGACUGCCGACUGGAGCUGUGGCACCCGCUGGACGGUACGCCCCUCCAGCUCAGCGACUAGAAGUGGUACCCAGCCUGUUCCUGCCUACCACCCUCCCUCAAACUGACCCAUAGAGCUGGGAGGACCUGGAGCUGCCCCACCCACCGUGCCCAGCCCCACAUCAAAUUGUUUGCUUUCUUAUCCCCCUUUCAGAUUCACUCCCCUGCCAACCAUAA
Nyctereutes procyonoides (raccoon dog) is the source of this 1476-nucleotide messenger RNA. Its product is annotated as double C2-like domain-containing protein gamma. The coding region runs from base 158 to 1321 and encodes 387 amino acids. Gene Ontology annotation, cellular component: membrane. Lineage: Eukaryota; Metazoa; Chordata; Mammalia; Carnivora; Canidae. The record is from RefSeq and is a predicted model, not a curated record. The transcript has 11 exons.